AUGGCUCUGAAUACCAUGAACAUUAGCGAAUCAGUCGCAGCUGGAGGCUAUCCGGGGUUGGAGCUAGACGACCAAGGCGACGUGACCCUGCUGGUGACUGUGCCCGACAACGUCGCGGCUCAUUACAGGCGGGUCAACGCUCAGCCCAAGCAGACGCUUGAGAUGAGCCUCGCUCACGUCUCGGAAAAAACUUCCAGCUGCCGCCCACGAUUCCGUGCCCUUUUCGCGCAAAUGACCGAGCAAUCCCACGUUGACGAGUCGGGUGCCGGAAGUCAUGAACGAGGCCACCAAAUGGUCGGAUUGUGCAGUGACGACGGCUUGUCUUCCCUCAUUAUUCUCAUCGCAAUUUACGGCCGGCAUGGUCUUCUCCCUCAUUCGAUCCCUCCCAUGCUGUUGGCUCGACUCGCGGCCAAGGCCAACCAGCACCAGUGUAGCGAGGCCAUCGCGCCGAUUGUCAAGCCCUCGAUUUCUCAGGCGAUGAAAGAACACCGUAUCCCAAAUACCGUCAACAGAACCUUGGAGGUAUGGCUGAUGAUCGCUUCGACGUUCAAGCACCAAGAAUCCUUCGCCGAAGCCACCCGGAACUGCAUUGCCUCUUCCAGCGGUACUAUACAGCCACAACACGUCGCGAUGCCACAGCAUCUCUAUGAGAGUCUGGUUGCUGACGGCGCGGCAACAAUGCGAGUGCCAUUGAAGCGCUCGGCAAGGGUAGGUGCCAAGGCAUUAGGCAAGAACAAGAUUGAGGUUAAAGACCGUGGUUAUAAGGCUUUAGUAACGAUUGUGGAUGGUGGUGUCUGA
Messenger RNA from Aspergillus calidoustus, 798 nucleotides. The record is from the annotation of a GenBank genome assembly. NCBI's taxonomy places the organism in Eukaryota, Fungi, Ascomycota, Eurotiomycetes, Eurotiales, Aspergillaceae.